AUGGCGCUCACCAACAGCACGUGGACCUUCACGCCCAUCGUCGAGGCGUUCCCUCAGACGGUGCUGCCCAACGUCGCCUACUGGAAUGUCACGAACGGGGCGGACCUGGCGUACCAGGUCUCGCUCUCGUGGCCCUUGGACUGGCCCGCGUCGCGCGAGGUGGAGAACAAGACAGCUCUCACCAUGUACGUCCUCGACGGCAACGCCUUGGGCAUGACGGCAACAGAGGCCUGGCGGCGGCGCGACGCGGUGGAGACAGCCCAGCCGGACUACAUCGUGGUGAGCAUCGGGUACCCGGUGGCGGACAGCGUCUACGGCUCCCAGCGCAGCAUCGACUUCCAGCCGGUGACGCCCGGCGAGGACCCGCCGGCCGUGCCCGGGGUGCGCGAGGGCGCGGACGACUUCAUCGCGUUCAUCGAGGGCACGCUGCGGCCGUUCGUGCGGGACCAGGCGUUUGCCCCCGGCCCAGCAGGCGGCGGCAUUGAGUUUGGGCGCGAGGCGCUGUACGGACACUCGUUCGGGGGGCUGUUUGUCGUGUACGCCUUGCUGCGGCGGCCGGACCUGGUCGACACGUUCCUCGCGGCCAGCCCGGCGCUGUUCUGGAAUGGGCACUACAUUCUCAACCACACUGGGUGGCUCGACGAGGCGCCGGCGGCGCCAGGGGAUGGCCCUGCGUUCAGGCUUGCGUACGGGUCCCUGGAGCAGGACGCGGUGCGGCGGCGGACGGAGACGCAGGAGGAGUUUGAGGCGCGGGUCGCGCUGCUCCAGAGCUUUGGGCUGCUGCACAUGGGGGAGGAGUGCGCCGAGCUGAUCGGGAAGAUCGGCUCGAACGAUAGGCUGAGGGAUGCGGAGCUCAAGGUCUAUGAGGGGAGUGAUCACGCUUCCGUGGGCGCGGUGGCGCUGACGGAUGGGCUGGAUUAUUUUAUCGACUGGUGA
This is a messenger RNA of Diaporthe citri, 936 nucleotides long. RefSeq lists its product as uncharacterized. The coding region runs from base 1 to 936 and encodes 311 amino acids. The transcript is spliced from 2 exons. The record is from RefSeq and is a predicted model, not a curated record. Gene Ontology annotation, molecular function: hydrolase activity, acting on ester bonds. NCBI's taxonomy places the organism in Eukaryota, Fungi, Ascomycota, Sordariomycetes, Diaporthales, Diaporthaceae.